UGCUGGCGCGUGCAUAUCAAGAUUUUUUAAUAUUCCCUGAAAAUGUAAUGAGCGAAAAUGGUGACAAAUUUCGAUCAGAUUAUAUGGAAUUGUAAAACAGGCAGGGACAUGUCUACCACACACAGGCAUCGCUACAAAAAUGCAGGCUUGGACUCAAGCGAAAUGCGUAGGCGUCGAGAGGAAGAGGGUAUACAGAUACGGAAACAGAAACGGGAGCAACAAUUAACAAAAAGACGCAACGUAAUUUUUGAUUCGUCAAGUGGUAAUGCCAAUCACGUGGAUAAUGACAUAAUGCAGGAGUCGGAAAUGCAACAGUUACCAACGGAAAUUACACAACCUGCAGAUUCGUUCAAUCUAUCAACCCAACAACAAAAUUUAAUGAAUCAACAUCACCUCCAACAACAACCACAGCCGUUUCAUAUGAAUUCAAGUCUACCAUCCCAAACAAUGCCCAAUCAACAGUAUCCGAACAGUCACCAGAUAAACUCCAGCGACACUAACACAAUAAUUAGUAAAGAAAUGAUCGACCAAUUAUAUAGCGACAUGGAAAGCUUUCAACUGGAAGCUACGCAAAAAUUUCGCAAGCUGUUGUCUCGUGACCCAAAUCCGCCAAUUGAAGAAGUCAUACAAAAAGGAAUCGUACCACGUUUUGUGCACUUUCUGAAAAAUAACUCUAAUGCUUCUUUACAAUUUGAAGCUGCUUGGACACUGACAAAUAUAGCAUCAGGUACAUCACAACAAACGAAAAUUGUCAUAGAAGCGGGCGCAGUGCCUAUAUUUAUUGAAUUACUUUCCAGUCCGCACGACGAAGUGCAAGAACAAGCUGUAUGGGCUUUAGGUAACAUAGCUGGGGACUCCCCAGCUUGUAGAGAUCAUUUAUUAAAUCUGGGUAUAAUGAAGCCGUUGCUGCACGUCCUGAGUAAUACUGAAAGUUUAACAAUGAUACGGAAUGCGGUAUGGACUUUGUCAAAUCUUUGUCGCGGUAAAAAUCCUUCUGCUGAUUUUUCUAAAAUUGUUCACGGUCUGCCGAUAUUGGCUCGUCUACUUAAUCAUACUGAUACCGAUGUAUUAAGUGAUACUUGUUGGGCUAUAAGCUACCUCUCCGAUGGACCUAACGAUAAAAUACAAGCGGUUAUAGACGCUGGAGUUUGUCGCCGUUUGGUUGAAUUGCUUAUGCAUUCCCAAAAUAAUGUAGUAACCGCUGCUUUACGUGCUGUAGGCAAUAUUGUUACCGGCGAUGAUGUUCAGACGCAAGUUAUACUCAAUUGCAACGCUUUACCGUGCAUUAGCAAUUUGCUGACUUCUCCGAUGGAUACAAUUAAAAAAGAGGCUUGUUGGACGAUUUCGAAUAUUGCGGCGGGUAAUCGGCAACAAAUUCAAGCUGUUAUUGACGCGAAUAUUUUUCCAAUUUUAAUAAAAAUUAUGCAAUCUUCCGAUUUUAAAACGAAAAAAGAAGCUGCCUGGGCCAUAACCAAUGCUACAAGCAGUGGAACAGCCGAGCAAAUUAGAUAUCUGGUUCACGUUGGUUGUAUACCACGUAUGUGCGAAUUUUUAACGGUGGUCGAUUCUGAUAUCGUUCAAGUGGCUUUAAAUGCGUUAGAAAACAUUUUAAAGGCUGGUGAAAAAUUCUCUGCCCGACCAAAUCCUUAUGCGAUGACUAUCGAAGAAUGUGGUGGUUUGGAUAAGAUUGAAUAUUUACAGUCGCAUGAAAAUCGCGAUAUUUAUCAUAAAUCAUUUUACAUUAUCGAACAAUAUUUUGGUAAUGAAGAAGAGGAUUCCCGUGUAGCACCUUCGGUAGACGGAAAUCAAUACGCGUUCAAUACUGAUGUCGGAACUCCGCAGGGCGGUUUCAAUUUUUAGCCAUUUUUUAUAUAAACA
Glossina fuscipes is the source of this 1878-nucleotide messenger RNA. It is a transcript of the gene Kap-alpha1, whose product is annotated as importin subunit alpha-6. Gene Ontology annotation, biological process: NLS-bearing protein import into nucleus. The record is from RefSeq and is a predicted model, not a curated record. NCBI's taxonomy places the organism in Eukaryota, Metazoa, Arthropoda, Insecta, Diptera, Glossinidae. Bases 58 to 1860 code for a protein of 600 amino acids. Gene Ontology annotation, molecular function: protein binding; nuclear import signal receptor activity. Gene Ontology annotation, cellular component: cytoplasm; nucleus; nucleoplasm. The transcript is spliced from 8 exons.